AAGGUUAAAUGAGGCAAGCAACCCUCUCGUUCUCUUCUGCUGUGCUGAGUGAGGGUCUGCCAUGUAGAGUAACAGGCAGUUCCGAAUACAUGUUGGAUGAGUUCCACAGACCCUGGACACCCAUAAAGUUUGAGUGAGAACACACUGGGAAGAAGCAUUACAGCCCAGACUGCAGGACCAUGGAGGGUCUUUCUAUGGAGGCCAGUGCUUCUGCAGCUCUGCUGAUGGCAUCCUGUCUGCUGGCACUGUCUGAGCCCAGCUGUAAUCAGACCCAGUUUCUGCACUCUAAUGGCAGUUGUGCUGACUGUCCUGUCUGUGGACCUGGGGAGCAGCUAACAGACGACUGUGGUUAUGGGGAUGGGGGAGAGGGCGGCCGCUGUGUGGCGUGUGCAGAGGGGCAGUUCAGUACUGAGACUGGGUUGGCCCCCUGCUGGCAGUGCACUCGUUGUAUUCUGCUAAACCGCCAGGAGAGAGCAGUGUGCUCACCCAUCAACAAUGCCCAGUGUGGCAACUGCCUCCCAGGGUAUUAUAAGCUCAGAAGUAGGAGUGGGGAGGUGGACCUGUCGUGCAUGCCCUGUUACAGCCCAACACGCAAGAUCCGGAAAGAGUGUUUACCUUUGCAGUGGAAACACACCUCCACAGCAGUGCUGCUAGCAAACAAUUAUAACGUCUCUGUAAGCCUUCCACUGGUAGCGCCCAUUGAUGUUCAAAUCAUCUUCCUCGGAGUGAGAAUUUCAUUGGCAAUCACUUUUUCCAGGAGAAGUUUCAAAGGAGUUACAGAGAACAUGACGCUGAAUACGGUCCAAGUCUCCAUGGCUCUUAUUGGUUCAGUGACUUCCGCCUCAAUCUUCCUACUGCUUCUGUUACUUUGGGCCUUACUACUGAUCAUUGAGAGAUUCGAACAGGUUCCAAAGUAUUGUCCUGAAGGUCUACAUUUUGAAGUAGGCACAGCCUUCCCACGGAAUACACUCCUCUCUAACACCACAGAGACUGGAGCGAUACCAUCAAUUACCCCACCAGAGAGUCCUGGACCAACCCAGGACGCCCACCACAGAUGCCUAAGCUCACUGAGCCGUGAAGGUGAAGUGCAUCCCACCUCUAUUGUCAUCAAUGUCACCACCAACAUCAAGCCAUCCCUUCAACAUGGAGGUGAAGACGGCCCCUGGGAGGGUCAGAGAGGACACUGUCACACACCAGAGGAGAUGGAACAAAAACUGUUGGAAAUCUGCAAAGUUUCUCAAGGUCAGAGUCUGGAGGAGCUAAACUAUGACACAGUCCAGGACCUGUCUCUGCUGCUGGACUCAGGGGGCUGUGGCCGGGGCAGCGGGGUGAGAAGGCUGGGCUAUUCCUUGGGUGUCACCCCGGAGGUCCUUUCUAACCUCCAUGGCUUCCAGGAUCUCUUCCAGUACCUGCGCACCUCCACCUACAUCCUACUGCCCCAACUGGCCCAGGCCGCCGCCCUCCUGCCCCGCCCUGACGUUGUUGCUAGGAUACACCGUGGUCUGGUGGUCAAUCACACAGAGAUAUCCAGGCCCUAGGGACAUGUUGCCAAUCCCAACUUGGCCUGUGUGACAUACAGUGCAUUCGGAAAGUAUUCAGACCCUUGACUUUUUCCACAUUUUGUUACGUUACAGCCUUAUUCUAUAAUGGACUCAAUUGUUUUUUCCCCCUCAUCAAUCUAAACACAAUACCCCAUAAUGACAAAGCAAAAACAGGCAUUUAGAUUUUUCCCCAAAAAAACAUUAAAUAAUAAUAACUGAAAUAUCAGAUUUACAUAAAUAUUCAGACCCUUUACUCAGUACUUUGUUGAAGCACCUUUGGCAGCAAUUACAGCCUCAAGUCUUCUUGGGUUUGACGCUACAAGCUUGGUACACCUGUAUUUGGGGAGUUUCUUCCAUUCUUCUCUACAGAUCCUCUCAAGCUCUGUCAAGUUGGAUAGGGAGCGUCGCUGCACAGCUAUUUUCAGGUCUCUCCAGAUUUGUUCAAUCGGGUUCAAGUCCGGGCUCUGGCUGGGCCAUUCAAGGAUAUUCAGAGACUUGUCCCCAAGCCACUCCUGGAUUGUCUUGGCUGUGUGCUUAGGGUCGUUGUCAUGUUGGAAGGUGAACCUUUGCCCCAGGUCCUGAGGUCGUGGGGCAAAGGUCAUGAGCGCUGACGUCUUUAACAUUUUGGAGCAGGUUUUCAUCAAGGAUCUCUCUGUACUUUGCUCCGUUCGUCUUUCCCUCGAUCCUGAUUAGUCUCCCAGUCCCUGCCACUGAGAAACAUCCCCACAGCGUGAUGCUGUGGUGCUCUGUCAUUGUCACCAUCACCUCCCUGACCAAGGCCCUUCUCCCCCGAUUGAUCAGUUUUGCCAGGCAACCAGCUCUAGAAAGAGUCUUGGUGAUUCCAAACUUCUUACAUUUAAGAAUGAUGUCCACAGUGUUCUUGGGGACCUUCAAUGCUGCAGAAAUGUUUUGGUACCUUUCCCCAGAUCUGUGCCUCGACACAAUCUUGUCUCGCUCUACGGACAAUUUCUUCGACCUCAUGGCUUGGUUUUUGAUUUGACAUGCACUGUCAACUGUGGGACCUUGUAUAGACAGGUAUGUGCCUUUUCUAAAUCACGUCCCAUUCAAUUGAAUUUACCACAGGUGGACUCCAAUCAAGUUGUAGAAACAUCUCAAGGAUGAUCAAUGGAAACAAGAUGCACCUGAGCUCAAUUUCGAGUCUCAUAGCAAAGGGUCUGAAUACUUAUUUAUUUAAUGAAUUUUCAAACAUUUCUAAAAACCUGUUUUUGCUUUGUCAUUAUUGGGUAUUGUGUGUAGAUUGAUGAAUAAGGCUGUAGCGUAACAAAAUGUGGAAAAAGUAAAGAGGUCUGAAUAAUUUCUGAAUGUACUCUAACACCAUGACAUGAAGUCAGCAUGGUAUGUCACACCCUGGUUUGAAAUUAUACUCUUGGAUAAUGCACUAGUUCUGCAAUUCAUUGUUAAAAAGAGGGACUGACGGCUUGUUAAAUGGUACCAAUUAUGUCAAUGUUGGUUUAAUCAAGCGAAACGGAGCAGAACUUGACAGUUUGAAAUGUGAUUUAUUUUGGGCUAUAAACUGCUAUUACUUGUG
Messenger RNA from Oncorhynchus nerka (sockeye salmon), 3090 nucleotides. RefSeq lists its product as uncharacterized. Gene Ontology annotation, biological process: positive regulation of JNK cascade; positive regulation of canonical NF-kappaB signal transduction. Bases 180 to 1538 code for a protein of 452 amino acids. The transcript is spliced from 11 exons. Gene Ontology annotation, molecular function: signaling receptor activity; protein binding. Gene Ontology annotation, cellular component: plasma membrane. The record is from RefSeq and is a predicted model, not a curated record. Lineage: Eukaryota; Metazoa; Chordata; Actinopteri; Salmoniformes; Salmonidae.